Filobasidium floriforme is the source of this 1125-nucleotide messenger RNA. RefSeq names its product SGNH hydrolase-type esterase domain-containing protein. The coding region runs from base 97 to 1026 and encodes 309 amino acids. The transcript has 6 exons. Lineage: Eukaryota; Fungi; Basidiomycota; Tremellomycetes; Filobasidiales; Filobasidiaceae. The record is from RefSeq and is a predicted model, not a curated record.
GUGCUCGGCGGUUCGUUUUCCCGAGGCUCAACUAGCUGAACGACCCGACCUCAUCGUGAUCGAACUACUACUUCAGGACAACAAACUUCAUCCGGCAUGUUGCCCUCGUUCGCUCGCCAAGGCGCUCCCAUCCGUUCCUUCCAUCCCUCAACAUACGCCCUCGCUGUAGUAACCUUCCUCUCGCUCAGCUUUAUUCUCGCUCCGUCAUGGAUGUCGGAACGAGAUUCGAGUCUAGCUCGACACGCCACACCUCAUGAGGAGAACUUUACGAAAGCUACGACGAACCGUCUGUACCCUCAGGUCGUUGUGCUGGGAGAUUCGAUCGCGGAGCGCAGUUUCGAUGAAGCAGAGGGCUACGGCAUCAAGCUUACUAGCAUGUACGCCGGGAAGAUGGACGUCCUGAACCGAGGUUUCGGUGGCUACAAUUCUCGGCAAUUGCUCAAAAAGCUGAAAGAGGACAUGCCCCUUGACGACGUCCGGCUGUUUAUCAUCCACGUAGGAACCAAUGAUGCGGUGAUCACUGGAGAGCAAAAGAUUGAGGGCGACGAGUUUCAGAAGAACAUGUUCGCCAUCCUAGACUACAUAUCGGAGGCCCACCCUGCCGCCCGUGUCCUCUGCGUCACGCCAUCGACGUUGCAACCCGACUGGUGGCUCGCUCACAUGCGCAAUCUCCACACUCCGGAUGGCGGCGAUCCGAUCACCGAGUCUGACCGUACGAUCGCUAGCAACAAAAAGUACGUCCAGUUGCUCAGGACCAUCGUCAAGGAGUGGAACAAGGUCCGGGUCGAAUCGCAAGACGGCAAAGGGAACAAGGUCGCCAUCGUGGACGCCUUUCGAGCGCAUGCGGUCGCCAAGGGACAGCACGGGGUGACCAACGAGAUGCUGUUCACGGACGGACUGCAUUGGAGUUCCAAGGGAUACAUGAUCGUGACGAGGGAGAUCAUGAAGAUGCUCCCGGUAUUUGAAGAAUUGAUACCUGGCAAGCUGCCUUACGCGUACGAACCCUGGGCACAGUACAAAGCGUGAAGUAGUGACAGAGCUCUGGGAUAGUCGUAUCUGGUUUAUGCAUAGUUGUUGUAUUGUAUAAGAGAUGAUAUUUUCGUAGGGUUGUUGUGGUAAAAGUUA